This is a messenger RNA of Talaromyces rugulosus, 3066 nucleotides long. RefSeq lists its product as uncharacterized. The record is from RefSeq and is a predicted model, not a curated record. Bases 1 to 3066 code for a protein of 1021 amino acids. Gene Ontology annotation, biological process: regulation of transcription by RNA polymerase II. NCBI's taxonomy places the organism in Eukaryota, Fungi, Ascomycota, Eurotiomycetes, Eurotiales, Trichocomaceae. The transcript is spliced from 7 exons. Gene Ontology annotation, molecular function: transcription coregulator activity. Gene Ontology annotation, cellular component: mediator complex.
AUGGCAGCGCCAAUCGAUCAAUGGAGAAAACUCCUCCGUGAAUGUCUAGCCCGCCGCAUUGACGUGGUAGAUUUCUGUAACCUGGUCAACCUUCUGGCCAAACGCGCUCCGCUGUCGGAAGCCUCUCUGGUCGAUGUGAUUCUCGAGUCGCGCACUGUUACCAAAGGGCAAUAUGACCCGCUCAUACCGCUGUAUAUCGAUGCUCUCACCAAGAUUGGGAAGACCAAAAUUGCGCCAGUGCUGAAUGGCCUCCGACGGCAUUCUUCAGUUGGCGAUUACGCCCAGUCUGCAGACGAGAGCAAGAAAGGGACCGCCAAGUUGUCGUCUACUCUCAUGACCGACACCCGGAUUGUCCAGGAUGCCAUAGUCCCAAUAACUACCCCGGAACUGUCUCUAAGCAGUCGGGAAGUUACCGGCAUAUUUACAGAGGCAUCGGAAUGGAUCUUGGCCUUGGUUCGCGCGCAUACCAGCAGCCUCGCCGAAGACCAGCAGUCUGGAGGCUUGCUGAACCUGCCGGAUGCGCUGGCUUUGUUUGAAUCUCUGGGGAUCAUGCUGAUUGCACUGUCGGCAACCGAAAGAGGGGUUGACGCUCUGUCUUCUGAUCUCUCACAAGGCUUCAAAAUCCCACUAGGUCAUGCCCUCACUGCAUACCUAUCUUCCUCCGCUACCAUAUCGAUGAAUUUGCGGACACGCCUGGACAACCUGCAAAAGGUGUACCAACUAUACGGAGAGCCUGCUCCGAAAGAUCUCGACGUCCAGAUGAUGGACGGCAUGAACAUGGACGCUCUUCAAUUCGAGGCAUCUGUGAUUGACGGUCCUAUAAUUAACUCUAGAGCUGGUCUCUAUGUGUAUAUCAAUGCUAUGCUCGUCGGUCGUCCGCUUGUUGACGACAAUAUGCUUUUGAAUUACUUAUCAAAUCGCUACGGGGGUCAUUAUGAAAUGCUCGUCCAAGAACUCAUUACUGCAACAUUUGAUGUGCUAUCUAAUGGCAUGUAUCGCAAUGAAUCUGGUCGAAAUAUGUUUGUUUUUCGUUCUUUUCUUGUCAACAAGCUGCCACCACUCCUGGCUAGUAUGGCAGCAACCUCAAUGGACCCAAUUCCCAUGGAAAUGUGUAUCGGCCAUGCCUUGAACCGAGUCGAUCCCAAUGCGUUUCCCUCUUUCUCCCAGAUGUUUGAGAUGCAAGGCAACACGGUGCUGUCAGAUGUCCGACAGGAAUUUAUUUUUUCGUGUGCUUUGCACAGACUCAUCCCCGAGUCUAGCAUUGAGCGUUUGCUGGGUGAAAACCCGAUGCAGACGCUGCCCGUCGGUGGAAGAUAUGUCAAAGACGAUAUUGCAACCCAGAUCCACUCCAACCAAGAGCGAGCUGAUCAACUAAUAUCCGAAAUCGAGUCCUUAGAGGGAAAUGCGGGCGCCAUUGUUGCUGCAGUCACAGAUGUCAUACACACACUCUGUCACCAGAGAGAAACAGUCACAUUGAAGGGCAUCUGUAACUCGAUAUCUCGUCGGCCUCAGGUCCUCGACGUGAUGCUUUUGUUUCGCAGUCUCAAGGCUAUUCUGCAGCCCGUUUGCUCACUCAUAGACACGUGGAAGUGGGAUGAAGAUCAAGGCGAGAACCAACCCGUGUAUGACGAAUUUAGUAGCAUAUUGCACCUGAUUCUCGCCUUCAAAUAUCGGUAUGAUCUUAACCAAUACGACUUGGGGAUCUCGAAUGCCCAGUCUUUUGUGUUGAAGCUUCUCGAUCAAGGAUCAACUAGUCUGAAACUAGAUGAUCUAUCAGAAAAACAGCACAAAAACCUUGGCGCAUGGAUUUCUGCACUCUUCAUAGCUGAAGGCAUUAGUGAAGAUACAAUGUCUUCAUGUAGCCCACAGGAAUUUUAUAUGCUCGUCGCUACCUUGUUCAGCCAGACACUGGGCGCUUGUGAGGUUGGAAAGUUGGAAUUGGACACUCUAAAAGGAGGCUUUGAAUACCUCCUUGAACCGUUUCUCCUUCCUUCUCUUGUAUUUGCGCUUUCAUGGCUGGGCGGCUACAUUUGGGAAUCAGAAAACAAUCCGUCGAUUCCGUUAAAGGUGCUCUAUGCCCUGAUCAAGCCCAACUCGAUUUCCGGCGAAGCCGAGGCAGUGCAUCGCACCGUGCUCAACAUCACCGCGCGGGCGUUGGAAGAACAACUCAAAGACGUGCGGGCUCGACACCCCGGACGGACAGAUAUCAAACCAAUUCUGGACGCACUCGAGCCGUAUCUGUCCUUCCAGCGCAACGGCAGCAGCCGUCGCUCCGAGCUGGACAGCUGGACGUCGCACUCUGGCGGACUGAGUGGCUGCAUACGAAGCACAUUCCAUGGCCUGGUGCUGUGGAGUGCCAGCGCCGACGUGAGCAUGUCUCCUCACUCGUACACGCACCGACAAGUGCUCGCCGGCAUCCGACUCUUGACAGCCUCUCGCGUGCUCCCGGUCUUGAUCGACGAGCUCAAGUCCCAGGCAGAAUCCGGCACGCUCGAUCUAGCCCUCGACGUUGCGGCGACGCUGAUAUGCGCGCCGAUGCCGGAAUCCUUUGCCCUGGAGCAGGCAAUGUACCAUCCAAUAGACGCGAAUAAAGAGAGCCUCCCGCGCUGCGCCAUUUUGACUCUGCGCGAUGCACUCCUGUUGCAGCACGAAACCGUUCCCAAACUCUCCGAAAAGGAUCCUCUACGCGCAGAGAUCAUUGUACGCCUGACGCGCCGCGUAAACUCGCUCCUUGCGCUGCCCGCCCACGUUGCCAACCUCGACGUAAGUAAUAUCAUGCAAGACAUCAACCUCGACGCCGCAGCGCACGAGCCGAUGAACCUAGGGGACGGAGGCAACGGAGACGGCACAGGCGGCGGCGGUGGAAGCAACGGUCUCGGUGGUGCUGCAUCCAACGAAAAUAUCGAGCAGAUCUUGAACGACGCGGUUGCGAACAACGGGACUGGUUUGGGGCUUGGGCUGGAUGAUGGGACGGGCAUGGAUACGAGUUUGGAGGAUAUGUUUGAUGUGGCGAAUAUGGGCAACCCGGAGCUCUUGACGGAUUUGGAUAUGGAGGGGAUGUUUUAA